CCUUAAUAUACCACAUUGUUACUUAAAAUACAAACUCUACCUACCUACCCAACUGCGUGCUGGGCACUGGAAACAUCUUCGAAACCAUUGACCGAGUUUGCAACUACCCCGACAGAAGACGUUAAGAAAACACAUGAUGGCGUCAUGGGGGAAAGAGCAGCCAUUGCCAAAGGAAGAGCCAGCGACUGAGGAUUGGCCGGACGGCCCCAACUUGUGGCCUUGGUAUCUUUUCCCUAUCGCCUUCCUUUGCUACAGUUCCCUGAUAGCCCUUCCUUGGACGGCGUUCGUUAUUGUGCUCGCUCUGCUGUUCGGAUGGAGUAUUCCCAACCUCACGAACUUGUUUAUAUUAACCCUUGGAGGUUUAACAUUCGUACUUGCCUUGACUGGUUGUGUAGGUGAGCUAGGGACGACCAUGAUCCGUAACUGCGGUAUCGACUCCCUUCAAAAGACACCACCUGAGAACGGAUUGUACGUGGUUCUAUAUUACUCCAUAGCCGCGGAGAUUCCCCGUCGCCUUUCCCCCCCAAGAUUGAUGGAAUUUCCUAGCAACUUUGGUGAACACAAAGUGGCCUUUCGACCUCAACAAUUACCGGGUUAUGGAAGAAAACCACUUUUUCAAGAUUUAGUAUAGCUUAGCAAAAAACAGCUAUUGCCAAAGUAAGAGCAAGCGACCAAGGAUACACCACAAUACCCCAGCAUUCUGGUAGCCUUUAAAUUACUCCUGAGGUACUUCUGCCACCCCGGAUUUCUGUCUCAAACCUUGGUCUAUGAGCUGUCACGAUUGGUUACAGGUGUUGGGAUAGGUCUUCCAAUAUGUAUAUUCUGCAGCCUGUAUAUCGGGUCUCCGGUCAUAGUAUUUGUGUUCAGCUGCGGGUUGGAAGCGCUUGCAUACCCCUAGUGGUUUCUGUGGAAGCAUUUGACAAAGGACGGUGCUGGCGUCAACAUUUUAGUUUUCCCGUGGCGACUGCCCAUGUGGCGAUGUACAAUCGGUUUCGUAAGGUUUUGGCAUGGGUUGCUGGCCCAGUUAAAGUUAUGAUUUCACAGCUGAGGAUCAACGGGGAAUUCUUUCCUAAACUAUAUGGUGUCUACCUUUGCCGUGGCUUCUCAGGCAUACUUAAAAUAUACUUUGUUGGGUAGGAGAAUAGAAGAUAAGCAGGAAAGAAGGACAAGUUAUGGCCUAUUAGUUUUGCUACAUUAAUACGUUGCUGAAUUGGGC
This is a messenger RNA of Daldinia caldariorum, 1216 nucleotides long. RefSeq lists its product as uncharacterized. Lineage: Eukaryota; Fungi; Ascomycota; Sordariomycetes; Xylariales; Hypoxylaceae. The transcript has a single exon. The record is from RefSeq and is a predicted model, not a curated record. Bases 134 to 631 code for a protein of 165 amino acids.